AUGGCUGCCACCAUCAGAACUUUGGGUAGUUUAUGGAAGAAUUUUCGUAAUUUGUAUAUUGGUACCGUUUUACCUUCACAAACUCCAGUUCUUGGGAGCUGUUCCAGAUUUACUCUUCAGUGUCGGUUCCGUUCUCGAGGAUGGCAACUAGGCAAGAUAAAACCAUUGAUAAACAAAGGAACACCCACAAUUUUGAAUGAAGUUGAGAAUGAAAAGCUAAUAGCUCAAGUGUCGGAGGAAAUGAUAAAAGGAGAUAUUGGCCGGCUUUUUGCUGUGGUACAUAUCAGAGGUUUGCAGAGAAAAGUCACAACAGAGGAUUUAGUCAUUGUGCAUGGGUCUUUUCCUCCAAACAUAGGUGAAAGAAUACGAUUAGAAAAGGUUCUUUUAGUUGGUAGUAAAGAUUUCACAUUAAUUGGAAAACCACUUUUAAGUCGAACAUUAGUCAAUGUCGAAGCAACAGUGAUAGAGAAAACAUUAACCCACUCAAAGCCAUAUCUGACUUACAGACCUCGUAAAAACGACAGGAAAUUCAAAUUAUUUAAGGGAGAACAAACUAUCAUUGUAAUAAAUAAAAUUGCAGUGAAUCCAAAUGAACAUGUUUUAAAAAUGAAGCGUUCGAUUAUAACUUCCCAAGAACAAAAAAACUGUGAAGAAUGGUUGUCCACCAGAAACAGGAAAAAAAUUUGCCCUUCUGUUGCAAGCAAAACUUUGAUUUCACAUAAACUUGCAUCUUUCCCAUUCACUUCAAAGUAUAAGUUGACACAGAAUUCAUCACCUUCAAAACAGCUGAUUAUACCUCAGCAUCAGAUGAGCAUUCUCAAUUUUGUUAAGAAGGAUAAAAUAUCUCAGCAUCAAGAUAAACAAAAUUUCCUCUCUUCAAUAUUGUAUACUCGGUUUUAUCCUGGCUUACCUCCAGGUUUCUAG
Acanthosepion pharaonis is the source of this 924-nucleotide messenger RNA. The record is from the annotation of a GenBank genome assembly. Lineage: Eukaryota; Metazoa; Mollusca; Cephalopoda; Sepiida; Sepiidae.